GAUCAAAAUGGCGCCCCGCGAGUCGCCACUUCCCACCUCUCACUUUCUUCCGGGAGUCAAAUUGUUAUCGCGAGACUUCGGCCUCACUAUUAGUUGGGGCGCGCAGCCCGCUCCUUCUUUUCUCCAGCGCGGUGGUGGAGGGAAACGACAUCACAUUUACUGAAUUUUAUAUGGUCAGAAAUCUGUUUAAAUCAAAGAACAAUUGACAACAAAUUUGAGAGGGGCUUGGAGGACACAUACCAGGAAUGGAUUCUCUCAACUAUGCAACGGUAUCUGAUUCAGCUGUGGAAAUUGAGAAUCAAAGUGAUAACUCUUCCUCUGGUAGCAGCUUAUUUAAAACUCAGUGUGUUCCUAUCCCACCUAAAAGGAGGCAAAGAAACCCUAUUAGAAAAUUUGUUCACAAACCUGAAAGUACUCAAGCAAGAGAUUCAUCUAGUGACUCAUCUAUAGAGCCAAGACCAUUGACUUUAAAAGCUAUUUUUGAAAGAUUCAAAAAAAAGAAACGUAAAAAGAGGAAAUACAAGCCAACGGGAAGAUCAAGGGGAAGACCAAAAGGAAGGAGAAACACUAGAAGCUCACAAAUAAAUAAGAAACAAUUUAAAGACAAAGGACCUGGUUUCCCAUUUUUAGAAUCAGGAAAUGGAAGAAAACCAUUACCUUGGAGAAAAAUUUUAACCUUUGAGCAAGCAGUGGCAAGAGGAUUUUUUAACUACCUUGAAAAACUGAAGUAUGAAUACCAUCUCAAGGAAUCCUUGAAACAAAUGAAUGUUGGUGAAGAUUUAGAAAAAGAAGACUUUGAUAGUCGUAGAUACAGAUACUUGGAUGAUGAUGGAUCUAUCUCUCCUAUUGAAGAGUCAGCAGCAGAGGAGGAGAUUGCAGCAAAUCUUGAACAUGAUGAAUGUGAUAUUAAAUUGGUGGAGGAUAAUUAUUUCAUAAUAAGUUCUGAAUUACCAAAGAAGAAGAAUGUAUAUUUGGAACAAGAGGAAAAUACUGAAGAAGCUGCACUGCCUAAAAAGAGAGCAUCAAAAUCCAAAAAACACGACAGAGGACAGAAUGGCCUGAAAAUAGAUAGGAUUAUGACUACCAGACAAGGAGUGAAUAUGAUUUGAACCUAAUACAUUUUUAGAGGGUCCUAAAGUAAAUCGCUUGAGGAAAUUGGAUCCCAAAGAUUACAGGUGGGGAAUUUUGAAGUGUGUCCAUAUUUCAUUGGAGAUCAAAGAAGCCUAACUAAAAGAAUUGUGGCAAGGCUGACUCACACGAUAACUUCUUUUUGAAAGGGCUACUUUAUCUUGAAGAUUAUGAGUUUGGAGGAAGUAAGGUGAUUGAUUGGCAGUGGAAAGAAUCAGAACAUGUGAAAUUCCUUAAAAAUUUAUUGACUUAAAUAACUUUGUGUUACACAUAAUUAAAAAAAACCCUUUACACUUUGUGCAGAAAGUCAGCAUA
Molecule: messenger RNA, 1443 nt
Organism: Balaenoptera acutorostrata (minke whale)
Lineage: Eukaryota; Metazoa; Chordata; Mammalia; Artiodactyla; Balaenopteridae
Gene: TAF1D
Product: TATA-box binding protein associated factor, RNA polymerase I subunit D
Biological process (GO): regulation of DNA-templated transcription
Cellular component (GO): nucleoplasm; RNA polymerase transcription factor SL1 complex; nucleus
Source: RefSeq, a predicted model, not a curated record